AUGAGUUUUUGCCCAGAACAUUAAUAGAAAGUAGUUUUUUAUGGUUCAGCAUUUAGUGAAUUAAAAAAUAGAAAGCUGUGUUAGAAAUGUAUUGUAAACAUGAAUAAGAAUUUAAUGCUCAUAGAAGACUUAGAAAAGCAAUUUUCUUUAGUAAAAUUGUAAUUCAUGAGGGAAAUUUAAACGAAGAGAAAUAAGAACUUAGAAGUCUUACACUCUAUCAAGAACUACCUUCAAAAAUAAAGAAAUUAAAUUUCAGAUGUAAUGAACAUUGCAAUAACAUAUAUCGAUACUUAAGUUGAAUUAAUAAAGAAAGUUAAAGAGGAAUCUCAAGAAACCUUAUAAAUUAGUAAUAAUGAGGAUUUUUAAACCUUUUCCAAAUUGAUAUGUUAAGAAACCUCCAUAUAUAAAAAUAUAUAGGUCUCAUUGCUAUAAUAUAUCAAAAAAGUUAAUUAUACAUAAUUGUAAAAUGAAUCUGAAAAAAUACUUAAUUAGAUAAACAUUGAUGAAUAAAAAUUUUAGGAAAAUGCUUUUAAAGAUUUAUAUAUGAAGUAUAAUUUUAAUAAUGAGUCUGAUAUUAAUAAUUAAUGGAUAUGUGAGGAACAUAAAGAUAAGAUUUACUAUGUAGAUUUAAAUUAAUCUAAUGUAGUUCCAUCUAGAGUAGCAUGUAUGAAAUGUGUGCCAUAAUAUUUUACAUAAUAUACUACACUUGAUACUUUGAAAAAGCUUUGGGAAAAUCAAUCUCUGGAAAUUUAAAGUUCUAUAAACAAAAAUGAUAAAUUCAUUAAUAAAUAGAUCGGAAAAGCAAUUGAAAGCUUGUUAUAAGUUAAAGAUUAAAUUUGUUAAUGA
This is a messenger RNA of Paramecium pentaurelia, 846 nucleotides long. The record is from the annotation of a GenBank genome assembly. NCBI's taxonomy places the organism in Eukaryota, Ciliophora, Oligohymenophorea, Peniculida, Parameciidae.